AUGAGUGUCGCCUACGAGCCCAGGUCCUUCAUUCAUGACGGAGCCUAUCCGCCGAUAGGCGACGAGCACGAUCAUGGCGCCGACCAACGGUACACAGAUUCCGAAGUCGCCGAGCAUCUCAGCCAUUACACUUCUGAUGCCGCACUGCUGGGAGAUGAUCGAGGCAUGAUGGAUGAUGGCACCGGCGUGCAGGACGCUACACGGCUGGACCUUGGCGCAACCAGUUUCCCCUCGCCGAUUCAGGUUUCCUUGCAUGCACCCUCAAUACCGGAUCCCAUGUCGGAGAGCAAAGACCCAUCUCCGGGUAUUGGAUCACCGCCGUCAUCGCGAGUAAAACCGAUCCCCAAGCCCGAUAGAGAUGUCGUCAAGCAACCCGACGGCAAGUUUCACUGCGCCUUGGACGACUGCAAAGAGGAGAUUCGGGCAUUUUCGCGCAAGUGCGAAUGGAACAAACAUAUGGAUAAGCACGAGCGACCGUACCGAUGUCCGGCUCCCGGAUGCGAGAACCUCCCAGGCUUCACAUACUCUGGCGGCUUGUUGCGACACGAGCGUGAAGUUCAUGGCAAACAUGGUGGACCCAAAAAUACCGUCAACUGCCCUCAUCCAAACUGCAAGCGACAUACUGGCAAAGGCUUUUCGAGACAGGAGAACCUGAAUGAGCAUUUGCGGCGGGUACACACCAACGGCGACGGGACUACGCCUCCUGCCGACUCGGUUGCGUCACCCGACGACAACGAGAGUGAAAAGUCUGGCAUGAAGCGCAAGCGUCGUUCCAGUGGACAGGGAGAUGAACUUACCGAGCUUCGCGAUGAGAUCAAGCGUGUGCGUGAGGAGAACGAGAAACUCAAGUCCGAAAUGGACCAACAGUCGCAACAUUCGCUUGCCAUGAUGGCGCAGAUCGCCGAGCUCCAGGACGCUUUGCGACAUGGUCUGGCAACUCACAACCUGGGAGCUCCAACGGCGCAAAUGAUCUAG
Pochonia chlamydosporia 170 is the source of this 975-nucleotide messenger RNA. RefSeq names its product fungal specific transcription factor. Gene Ontology annotation, cellular component: nucleus. The record is from RefSeq and is a predicted model, not a curated record. Lineage: Eukaryota; Fungi; Ascomycota; Sordariomycetes; Hypocreales; Clavicipitaceae. The transcript is spliced from 2 exons. Bases 1 to 975 code for a protein of 324 amino acids. Gene Ontology annotation, biological process: regulation of transcription by RNA polymerase II.